AUGUCAGAUAAACCAUUGAUCCAACAAACUUUAGCCAACGAUCUCGGUGCCCUUGUCAUGGAAAUGCCUGCCGCUAACGCCAUUCCCUUUUUAAAGACAUUCUGGAAGGUUCAUUGUCAAGAAUGGCACGGUUUGGAUAGAAUUAGACUCGAUAAAUAUUAUUUGCUUUUACGUCGUGUCAUUUACUUUUCUUUCCAAUUCUUGGCUAGAGAAUCAUGGGAUACUGUCUACCUUGAAGCCUAUACUGAUAUGUUACUUGAAGGUCCUUUGAGUCCUACAGAUAGAAAGAAUCCUGAUGCCAUUAGAUACCAUAUCAUUGAAUUAUAUUUUGAGGAAUUAGAAAAGGUUUUGGAUGAUGUUCGUGCCAGAUUGGAAGAUGAAGAUGAUUUGGAUGUACCUAUGGAAGAACUCAGCAGACCUUUCACCGUGUUGGCCAAAGAAGGUUCUACCAAGGUCUUAAGGACUAAGGCCAAGGAAGCCCUUGCCGCUCAUGAAAUGGAAAUGAAGGCUAUGGCUGAAGAUUCGGGUGAUGAGGAUGAGAAGGCCUUAUUAGAGGAGGACGAUGAUGAAGAGGAAGAGUAA
Molecule: messenger RNA, 582 nt
Organism: Mucor mucedo
Lineage: Eukaryota; Fungi; Mucoromycota; Mucoromycetes; Mucorales; Mucoraceae
Exons: 3
Coding region: 1-582 (193 amino acids)
Biological process (GO): rRNA processing
Cellular component (GO): nucleus; preribosome, large subunit precursor; preribosome, small subunit precursor
Source: RefSeq, a predicted model, not a curated record